AUGUUGAAUAAUAGUCACCUAAGAUUAAGUACAUACCAACGAUUUAUUUAUUUUCUGCAUCGCUAUAAAUCAUCUGAUUCCAUUAAAAGAUAUGAUGAUUAUAAUUAUUUUAAACGAAGUAUUUUACCAACAGAUCACUUUCAAUAUAGUUUACCAAAUUUACCAAUACCAAAAUUAGACUUAACAUGUGAACGUUAUUUAUCUUCUCUGAAACCUAUACUUAAUAAUGAUGAAAAAUCGUUUGAACAAACACGUCGACUAGUUAAGGAUUUUCGUCAUGGCGAUGGUAGAAGACUUCAUAUUCAAUUACGACAAAAAAAUCAAGCAAAUCAACAUACAUCAUAUAUAUCAACACCAUGGUUCGAAAUGUAUUUAAAAUCACGUUUACAAUUGAUCUUAAAUUUUAAUUUUUUUCUUAUUUUCCCUGACGAUCAGAAGGAAUUAAAGCCAGCAGCACGUAUAACAAACUAUAUCAUAUCGUCUGUACGUUUUAUGAAUUCACUUCGAGCCAAUUGGCUUGAUCCAGAAGUAUAUCACUUACAUCCAACAAAAACAAAUACUGAACAAUUUCGUAAAUAUCUUCGAUUUUUACCAAAGCGUGUUUCAUCCUAUGGUGCGUUUGUACAGAAUGCAUAUCCAUUAGAUAUGUCACAGUAUGAUCGUUUAUUUAAUUCAACACGUAUACCGAAGCAUGAAUGUGAUUUACUUGUAACAAGUCAUAAUAAUAUUCGACAUAUUAUUGUUAUUAAAAAUGGUCAUUACUAUAAAGUGAAUAUUCUAGAAAAAAAUGGAGAUCUUUUAUCAGCUGAAAAGAUUGCAUCGAUUAUGAAAUAUUUAUGUGAACAUUUAAAUGAAGAAGAAAAUCCAUAUCCAUUAGGAUAUUUUACAGCUGAUAAACGAGAUAGAUGGGCAACAAUACGUGAGCAAAUUGAAGCACUUUCACAGCAUAAUAAACAAAUGUUCAAAGAAAUUGACAGUUCAAUUAUGCUUAUAUGUUUAGAUAAUGAUGAUCCAUCGAAAUUAAAUAAAUCACUUAGUAAAAAUCAACGUGCAGAAUACAUAUCUAGCAAAUAUUUAUGUGAUAAUGCAUUAAAUCGUUGGUACGAUAAAUCAUUUAAUAUGAUUAUGUUAUCCGAUGGAACGUUAGGUUUAAAUUGUGAACAUUCGUGGGGUGAUGGUGUUGCUUUACUUCGUUUUUGUAAUGAUAUUGACAAAGACGCUACAGAACAUGGAAAAGUCAGUGCUUCUCAUUAUCAAUCCAUCAAAAUGUCUGCACAUGAUUAUAUUGAAAAACUUGAAUUUAAAUUAGAUGAUCAAUUAAAGAAUGAACAUAACAUAUCAAAACAGAAUUAUAAUAAAUUUAUAGCCAAACUUAACGUUAAAGUAUAUCAAGAAACAGUCCUUAGUAAAAAUCUAUUGAAAAGCUCGGAAUUGAGUCCUGAUAGUAUAAUGCAAUUAGGCAUACAAAUGGCUUAUUAUAAAAUGCAUCAUCGAUUUGUAUCAGCAUAUGAAUCAUGUUCGACAGCUAUAUAUAAACAUGGUCGAACAGAAACAAUUCGGCCUGUAACAAAUGAAACAAAGAAUUUUAUUGAAACAUUAACGAAAUCAAAUGAUGAAAAAUUAAAAAAACAAUUAUUAAAAAAUGCUUCCGACAAGCAUCAACGAUUAAUUAAAGCAGCAGCAGCUGGGCAUGGUUUUGAUCGACAUUUAUUUGCAUUAAAAUAUUUGCAACAAGUGGAAAAUAAAGAAAAUCAUUUACAUCCUCUUUUUACAGAUCAAUCAUAUCAAUUAAUGAAUCAUACUAUUCUUUCGACAUCAACGGUGGCUUCAAAACAUAUUCUUGUUGGUGGUUUUGGUCCUGUUGUUGAUGAUGGACUUGGUAUUGGAUAUUUAAUUGAUGAUGAUCACUGUGGAUUACUAGUCACCUCCUACAUGGAGAAUGAAUCAAACAAUUUUAUAGAAGCAGCCAAUGAAAGCUACAAAGAAUUAGCAAAUAUCAUAAAAUCAUAA
Rotaria socialis is the source of this 2010-nucleotide messenger RNA. The record is from the annotation of a GenBank genome assembly. Lineage: Eukaryota; Metazoa; Rotifera; Eurotatoria; Philodinida; Philodinidae.